GGGACCGGAGCGGGCGGCGGGAAAGGUGCGGAUGGCCGCGCAGCGCGGAGACACGCGGUGGGGCCGGCGGCCGGCAGCCUAUUUAGGGCAGGGCGUCUGCGGGAGCGGCCGGGGCUGCGCUUAUGGCUGCCCCGGGGGACGAGGUGCUGGACGGCUACAUGUACCCGGCGUGCGUCCCCUACUCGUACCCGUACCCCUACCCGCCCACCGCCAAGGGCAAGGGCGAGGCGGGAGGCUGGCGGCACCGGGGCGGGGGCUACGCUCCCGCGUCCUCCUCCUCGUCGUCCUCCUCUGCCGGGGCGGCCUUGCCGGCUUUCCCGGGCUGCGGGCAGCUGACGGCCGCCGAGUAUUUCGACAGCUACCAGCGGGCGCAGCUCAUGGCCCUCCUGUCGCAGGUGAGCCCGGACCUCGGCCCGCGGCCCCGCAGGGCCAGCAGCCGGGACGUGGCGGUGCAGGUGAACCCGCGCCGCGACGCCUCGGUGCAGUGCUCGCUGGGGCGGCGCACGCUGCUGCGCAGGGUCCGCGACUCCGGCCCCCCGGCCGGGCCCGGCACCGAGGGCGCGGCGGGCGCGGGCGGCUCGGGGUCCCCGCAGUCGGCGCGCCGCGGCCCCGAACAGGGCAGCCCCCCGAGCGGCGCCCCUCGGACCGUGCGCUUCCCGCGCACCGUCGCCGUGUACUCGCCCGUGGCCUCCCGCCGCCUCACCACCUUCCUGGAAGGGGCCGACGGCGCGGCGGGGGAGCAGCGGCCCGGGGCGCCCGAGGGAGAGCGAAGGACCCCGCCUCCGAGGCCCCGAGGCCCCGAGGAGGGAGAGGGGUCGGCGAGGAAGGCGCCCCAACGGUCGCAGUCCGAGGAGGAGGAGGAGGGGGACGACGACGCGGCCCAGGCCGCGGUGCGGAAGAGCUGGGAGCCGCCGGGCGCCGGGCUGCAGCCGCGGGAGGCCCGGGGUGACGAGGCGGCCCAGCGGCGCCCGCCCAGGGGUCCGGAGCAGUCCCCGCCGGUGGGGCAGGCCCGGGACGCCGCGGGCCAGAGGUCGUCGCCGCGGAGCCCCGAGCAGGCCAAGGAGAGGCCGCGCUUCCAGUUCUUAGAGCAGAAGUAUGGCUACUAUCACUGCAAGGAUUGCAACAUCCGAUGGGAAAGUGCCUACGUGUGGUGUGUGCAGGGCACCAACAAGGUUUACUUCAAGCAGUUCUGCAGAACUUGUCAGAAGUCUUACAACCCUUACCGAGUGGAGGAUAUCACGUGUCAAAGUUGUAAACAGACUAGAUGCUCCUGUCCUGUAAAACUCCGCCACGUUGACCCUAAAAGGCCCCACCGUCAAGAUUUGUGUGGGAGAUGCAAGGGCAAACGCCUAUCCUGUGACAGCACUUUCAGCUUCAAAUACAUCAUUUAAAUGAAUGUAAACGGAUGGGCCAACUUGAACGUGAGCUAGUGAAGCAGACACGUUAGCUUUUUUCCGUGCUCCUUCCUUAUGCCUCUCCUUCUCAAAAUACUUCAUGAAAGGCUGUAUUUUUGACAGAGCCUUCAAAUAAAAGUAUUGCAAAACAAUUGAUAAAUUGCAGAAGAUCUUUUUUUUUAAGUUGAAAGCUGCUCAUGCUAACAGUCUGGGUCUGUCACUUUGUUAGAGGGCCUCACAGCUGUCAGGUUUCCUGCUUAUGUGUGUCUGUAGGGCUGAAGCUUACAAGCAAGAUGCUGAUUGAAUGAACAGCCAUGUCACCAUUAAAGUCGUUUUUCGGGUGAGGUAGAGUUAGAGUGAGGCCUUAAUGUAUGAGGAGAGUUAGGGUUCUGACUCUGGGUUGCCCCCCGAGCGGCUGGCUAGCUGUGGGUGGCAUCUAGUGGGGAGGGAGGCUGUGAACCACAUGGACUGGUUGAUCACAAUUUCACAUAGGGUACAGGUGGGGACCAGAACGGGGUGGCCAUGGGCAGCUUCUUUAAGACUUCAGGUGGUAACUUAAAAAUAAGCCUAUUAAAUGUACUUGAAGAUUUCAAGUUAACCGACUACUUAGGCUAGGUCCUUGUCCUGUAGUUUGUAUAACUGCAAACUAACAUAGGAAUUCGUAUCCUAGCUGCACCUGCCGGCUUUCUACAGGACUCCCAAGAAAAUACUAAGGCCCUGCUCCCAGAGCUCUCCUGCUUGGGGAUGGCAGUUUGUCUAGAGCCUUCAGGGACUUGUAAUGAAAUCAGCUGAGGGUUGUUGGUUUAAUAGUUAUGGAAACCACAUAACUGGAACCAAUUACUAAUUAUGCCUCUUUCCGAUUUUUUUUUUUUCCUUGAAGUUGAGAGAGAGAGAGACAGAGGAUCUGAAGCGGGCUCUGUGCUGACAGCAGCAAGCCCGAUGUGGGGCUUGAACUCACAAACUGUAAGCUCAUGACCUGAGCCGAAAGCACAUGCUUAACCAACUGUGCCACCCAGAUGCCCCUUCCUUCCAAUUUUCUUAUCCCAUUUAAGUUAACCCUUAUGACCUUAGCUAUGUCUGUUAAGAUCUUGGAUGCUUGGGUGUAGACAAAUGUGAGGAAUAAGGAACCUAAACGGAGUUUGAGGUCUCUUGAAUCCUUAGAGCAAUGGGAAGUCCCCUCAGACUUCAUAUGGACUUAGGAAGGUGCUUGUGAAAACAGAGUCCAAGGCCCCUAUCCCUACUGAAUCACUAUCUGGGACUGAGGCAUUUUAACAAGCACCCUGGGGAUUGCUUAUGGAAUUGAAGUAUGGAACUACCACCUGGGUCAGGCUUGUACUUUGCAAAAACAUGGAUGUGGCCUCUGCCCUUAUGGAGCUUCCAGUGUAGUGAGUAGAUGGCCAUUAUUUUCUGCAUUGGAAAAAAAAAAAGGAACAUGGAGUUCCUGCCAUCUAAUAGGAAAGAGCUACUUGGUCAAUUGAUAGAGGCCUGUGAUAGAGGAUCAUAUUUAGGGAGGUCAGGGGAACACUUGCCUGAAAAAUGACUCUUGGGCUGACCUGAAGUUUGGGUGAGUUGAAUUAGUUGAAGAGGGGAAGGAGAAACUUUCCAGACUAAGGUAGCAUGUGCAAAGGCCCAGUGGCAGUGAAAACCAGAAGGAAGCCGAAGUGGUAGAAUGCUGUGGAGGACAAGGAUGAGCAUGAUGGCAAGUGACAGUAUGCCCAGACUGGGGGGAUUUUUUAGGCCUUGCUCAGGAGGACUGGUCUUUGUCCUCAGAAUUCACUAGAAGGUUUUAAAGCCAUUAAAGCUUUUUUUUUUUUAAUUUUUUUAACGUUUAUUUAUUUUUGAGACAGAGACAGAGCAUGAACGGGGGAGGGGCAGAGAGAGAGGGAGACACAGAAUCGGAAGCAGGCUCCAGGCUCUGAGCCAUCAGCCCAGAGCCUGACGCGGGGCUCGAACUCACCGUGAGAUUGUGACCUGAGCCGAAGUCGGACGUUUAACUGACUGAGCCACCCAGGCGCCCCAAAGCCAUUAAAGCUUUUUAACAGGUGUGUUAAAAAGAAAUAAUCACUCUAGCUGUACAGUGGAUGAAUGACAGCUCUAGGUGUGGGGGAGGGCGAUGUUCUAACACCCGUUCCUACUGGUUUGGUUGAGGGUAGGGACAGGGAAACUUAUUUGUGCAAGUGCACUCAGUAAACACUUUGUGGAAUGAGUGAGGGGACAAUAGAAAUAACACCUGCAGUGAGUCCUAAGGCUAUCAAUAUGGGGAGUUACGUCAAGUAGCUUAUCAUUAUUUUUCCAAACAGAGCAACUAACGUAUUUUACAGUCGAGAGGACAGCAAGGAUCAAAGUAGGUUUUACUUAGAUUUAGCUGGCAUUGAACAAUGCUGCACAAAGACAUCUUUGUUAUAAAAGUUGUGGUGAUGACGUUCUAGCAACUAGAAAGUGCUAUCAAACUGUGUACGAAGGAAAUUUAUAAAAUGUGUGUGUGUAUAUAUAUAUAUACACACACACACACACACACUUUUUUUUUUUUUUUUUUAGUAAGAGAUUGAGAGCCUAGAAGGAAAUAGCCCAGAAUACUGUUUUCUCUGGGUGUCAGUGAUUCCACUUUUCCCCGUAUUUCAUACAUUUGCUAAGGGGACAGUGGGUUCUUUUGAAAAAAAAAAUCUGUAUAAAUGCCAUGAAGUACAAUGAUAAUUAUGUUGAUUCUAAUAUCCUGUUUCUUUUCACGUGGGUUCUAACGGCACGGUGUACGAGCACUUCUCUUGGAUCCAAACGAGGAAGGCUCACUGUGGCUUUGGUUGAGUCUGUUCCAAGAGAAUGAAUGUUUAUUUCCUAAAUUUAUGGUAGACUGUGGGUUGUACAGUACCCUCUAGAUCACUAAAAGUAGAAAAUAUUUUCUAAAUUGUGUUUAAAAAAAAAAAAAAAGGCGUUUGCUUUCUAUUUUAGAAGCCGAAUGAAGAAACUGCCAGAUCCCUUCUCUUGGUGUUGUUUUACAAGCUGACUACUUAAAAAAUGAUCAACUUAAGGGGCAAAAGAAAAAGGCUGUACAAGCACAAAGGGCUUGAUCAGAACUGCAUAAGGUAAUUAAUAAAUUAAGCACUUGAUACAUUUUUGUUAAAUGCAAAGGGACCAUCCUGAUGACUUUAUAUUUGCAUCUUGCUUUCUGUAGGUAUAUUCAUCAUAUUACUUUAUUAAUAGAUUUAGCUACAUACACAUGAAAAGGAAAUUCCAACUGUUCAGGGUUUGGUUUGGGUAAUAGUCAACCUCAUUUGCUCUCAACUUCGUUCUCCCCCUUUUAGGGAAAGUUAUCUUAAGAACAAGGAUCAUAUUUGCCAAGUCCCUAAAUGAUGCACACUGUAAUCAUUGACUUUUAAAAUACAACACAAACCAACAGCUACAAUGCUUUUUAUUUUAACAAAAAGGAUAUAAGAGGGGGAUGGUAAGAUAGGGGAUGGUAAGAUAGGAUGUAAAGUGUGGGGGGGGGGUCUCUGGACACCAUCCCUCUCUUCCUGCCCCACACCCAAAAGUUAUUAAAUAAUUUAAAGGACACCAUUUACAGUACCAGAACACCAUCAAAAUAAUUUUUUUUUUUUUUAUCAGGGUCAAAAAAUACAGUGAUUACGAAUGUGCCGUGACCAGUUAUGGAAUUUUACAGGUAACAUAACUAGUCAGCAGUCCAACGGCGUGCACAGUGCCUUCAAUUAAUGCACUUGAGCAUAAUUACAUUUCUGGCAGGGUCCACACCCCCAAGAAAAGGCAAAGCUAAGCAUUUCAUUUCUACAUUCUAAACUCUGCGGUCACAGAGCCCAGUUUAAAAGAAAGUCACAGUGGAUAAGAGAUGCCUAUAAAAAAUACAAGGUGUUCCUUUCAAAUCAGAGGAGUUGUGGGACUACAUUCAUUUCUUUUACAAAAUGCUAUUUAAAAAAGGACAGAGAAUCCAGUUCGUGUUAUGCUACAGACUUAGACAGUGAGUAAGUAUAUUGCAUGUUUUGGUAGUCAGUCUUCAGGCUUCCUUUCAUUUUCCCCCAUAGCCCCAGGUUCCUUUUGGGUGAGACACGUGAGUCCUGAAUGAACAUAUAAAACUGGGUUUGCAUCUCUCUUCUUGAAUUCUGCAGACUUCAGAGCCUGCAAGUCUUAUAUUCUACCAUCAGUGACCACGCUCUUUUCUUUAGCUUUGUACACCUAUUCUUGUAUAACAGUGCAUUGCACAAACGUACAAUACUGGUUUUAAUCUAUACAGUUUCUAUAAUAAUUAUGGAGUAAAAUAAGUUAACUUUCCUAAUGAGAAUAGCUGACGGGCAGCAUACAUCUUUAUUUUACAUUUUAAAGUCUCUGCAGGCAUCUACUUUGGUUAGUUAUCAACAAUCGUAAUGUAAGCACUGGUCAGAGAGCUGAGCAGCAUUCCAAUAACAUUAACAGAUAUAUUAUUUCUUUUCGAAAUACCGGGAAAGCCCAGUUUUAAAAUAUUAUUAAAAUGUUCUAACAUUUACACACUAUGAAGAGUUAGAUCUAAUAAAAUAAAAUUUCUUCAAAAAUAAUCUUGCAGUGCUCUUUUAGGCAUGCUGACACGUUAUCACCAAACAUCCAUACCUUGAAAAUAGGACUGUCACAUAUUCACACAUCCCAGCUCACGCACACACAAUCCCUUGUACAGACUGAAAAACAAAACACCCACACCCUCAUCCCACGUGUUGAAAAAAAGUCAAUGGUUUUUGCAAAGAAGUCUCUCCGUGUCUGUCUAUCCGACUAAAGGUUCUUCACGUAGAUAAUGAAGCAUCGACUGUGGAGCAUCCACACAGCCCUGCAGGUUGUCAGCUAAAAUGAACGAGCCUGGGUUUUAGCCUCACGUCACCUGCUUUCCAACGUCUCAGUAUUAGAGGCCAUUAUUGCAAACAGUCCUAGAAUUCUCUUCUUUCUCCAGAAAGUCAUGUAUUUGUACGCAUCACUCUUAGCCCUUUUCUUUUCACCUAGGUUAAGUAAUUAAAAACUCCUUCUUCAUACGGUUAUUGUAGGAGGUAUUGGCAGCCAUUAGAUUUCUUUUUUUUUUUUUUCUUCCUUAGAUCUUUGACUCUGAUACCGGUUUGA
Messenger RNA from Acinonyx jubatus (cheetah), 6479 nucleotides. It is a transcript of the gene ZAR1, whose product is annotated as zygote arrest 1. Gene Ontology annotation, molecular function: mRNA base-pairing post-transcriptional repressor activity. Gene Ontology annotation, biological process: translation. Lineage: Eukaryota; Metazoa; Chordata; Mammalia; Carnivora; Felidae. The transcript has 4 exons. Bases 123 to 1391 code for a protein of 422 amino acids. Gene Ontology annotation, cellular component: cytoplasm. The record is from RefSeq and is a predicted model, not a curated record.